CCUUCGCCGAUUCUUUUUUUACAUCACCAUAAAAAAACCAAUACGGCGUUUUCCAUCGAUUUAGGCACAUCGGCGUACUGGGGUAUCAAAAUCAACGCGUUGCCGACGAGAAUUAAUUACGACGGCUUCAUUUCUCUUUUUUUCUAUUAUGUAUUAAUACGCGUCCGUACCGAUUUUAAUACAUUUGAUCCCAUCGCCGAACUUGACAUUCCCCUCUUGUCCCGCCCGAACAUUUCCUCUGCCGCCGAUUUUUGCUUCCAUCACCGUCGCUCCUAUUCCCCCUACUAUCUCCACGAAGAAAAAAAGUGAUAAAAACUCCGCCGUAUAAUAAAACAAAAUCAUGGCAUCGCACGAUGUUCGCGACGUGCUUAAUUUACCACUCGAUGCUAGUUCGCGACCCACCAAAAAACAGAAGAUAAAUGCUCCACGUCCAAGUUUAAAGGGUCUAGCAAGAGAGGUACAAAGUCUCGGAGGUGAUAAUCCGAUCGCGAUCGUCCCGGAGAUAUCUUCGUUCAAAAAGCGACGGUUUGGAAGCAGGAAACCGGCUGCACGAUGGGAGUUGCGUCCUUUCCGCAACUCAGCAAGAGGCGAUCAGUCGUUGCAUCUGCGACAUUGGAGGAAACGGACGGAGGACCCGGCAAGAGCACAGGAGGGACAAAAUGGAGAGAAUGGAACGGAUGCGGGACCUAAGCUAGAGGAACUUGAAGAUUCGGGUUUCGCCAAGUUCAACGUGCAGGUCGAUAUUCCUCAGUAUAGUGAUGACCAAUACAACACAAAUUUGAAGAGCAAGGAUUGGACGAAGGAUGAGACGGACUAUCUGUUUGAUGUGGCUAGGCAAUUCGAUUUACGAUGGCCGCUCAUAUGGGACCGUUACGAAUAUCAACCCAAGUCGCCCGAUCCAACGACGGAUACAAAUGGUGAAGGUGCCGAUGUUACUAUGGCCGUGGUUCCGGCGACUAAGGUCCGAACAUUGGAGGACAUUAAGGCUCGAUAUUAUGAAGUAGCGGCGAAGAUGAUGGCAGUUCAGAAGCCUGUUCAAUACAUGACUCAGGCCGAAUUUGCCCUCCAUGAGAUUAUGAUUAAUUUCAACCCAAUCUCCGAAGGACAGCGCAAGAAGUUUGCGGCUGAUGCCCUAUCAAGAUCUAGUGAGGAAGCUCGAGAAGAAGAGAUGUUGCUAGUUGAAGUACGGCGAAUCUUGGCACGUCAAGAACGUCUCAACCAAGAACGCCGUGAACUCUACAACCGCCUCGACUACCCUCAUACCGAACAAGAUAUCAAUGCGUUCAAGUCCAGUGCUGGACUACAGACGCUACUACAAAACCUCAUGAACGUCGAUAAGACGAAGAAGAGAAGAUCUCUUAUGGAAGCCAAUGGGACGAACACACCCGCGUCGGCGCACCCCUCAGGUCAUCCAUCAGCUCACCCCAACUCUACGCCGAUAUCAGAAAACCGCAGGGAGAGCAUUGCGGCAUCUUCGACGGGUCAUCGUGACUCGAUUGGGGGUAAUGAACGACCCGAGCGACCUGCGAAGAAGGGGGCUCAACCCGAGCGCAAGAAGCUUACAGAACAAGAAGAGCAAAUCUACGGUGUAUCUCAUUUUGACCGGUUACCCUCUGGACCUACCUUCCGUUAUGAACGCAUUAACAAGAUCCUCACAACCAAGAGCAACGCCCAACAUCAGCGUAUCACCAAUACGUUAGCCGAGCUAGACAUACCCAGUCGUCUCAACAUGCCCACGAAAGCAGUAGUAGAAGAGAUGGAGAAACUACUCAGCUCAAUCACCGUCUUACUCGACAUGCGCAAGAUGAACGACAAGAUCGACGCCGAGAUCAAACUCGAAAAAGCUAAGAAGGCGGAACGCGACAAGGCUCGAGGGAUCUUACAGCAACCAACAGAGAGCUCGGAUUCUAAGGGAGACGACUCAGUGGAUGCUAAACCUAACGGCGAGAAGAAUGCCGCGGCGCAGGAUAAGGCUGCUAGCCAGGCGUCCUCUGCGUUUGGAGUUAAUGGCGUGGCGGCGAAUGAUCUUACUGAGACUAAGGGCGAUGAAGAUGGUGCUGCUACGACGAAUGGUGAUGGUGAGGUUAAGGAGGAUGGGGAUAAGGAUAAGCCUGGCGCACAUAAGAGGAGCGCGAGCGUGCUUAGUGGGGCUAGUGAUAAGAGUGUGAAGAGACUGAAGAAGUAGAACUUCCGGUCUAGAAAGCUCGAGAGGAAGCCUGCUUCGCAAACGCGGGGGAGAAAAAGGAAAUAGGUCAUAGGAUGGUGGGUGCCUAUCUGCUUGCUUCGGGCGGGGCUACGAUAUGCACUAUAAGUUAGUCGGAUGACCGAUGAGUUACACCGAUGACGCUGUGGCUUUUGUGGCUUUUGCGUGGCAUUAAGUAUUUGUUGAGACUGCGACGGAGAAGAGGCGGAGCUCAGCUAAUGUAGUUUUGAUAGUGGCGGUAUUAGCUAUGCAAAUCCAAUGAAGCAAUGCUAUUCUACGUUACACAAGCACCA
Molecule: messenger RNA, 2496 nt
Organism: Hypoxylon trugodes
Lineage: Eukaryota; Fungi; Ascomycota; Sordariomycetes; Xylariales; Hypoxylaceae
Exons: 1
Coding region: 341-2185 (614 amino acids)
Biological process (GO): DNA repair; negative regulation of transcription by RNA polymerase II; chromatin remodeling
Cellular component (GO): Swr1 complex; NuA4 histone acetyltransferase complex
Molecular function (GO): transcription corepressor activity
Source: RefSeq, a predicted model, not a curated record